This is a messenger RNA of Strongylus vulgaris, 474 nucleotides long. The record is from the annotation of a GenBank genome assembly. NCBI's taxonomy places the organism in Eukaryota, Metazoa, Nematoda, Chromadorea, Rhabditida, Strongylidae.
AUGGAAUGGUUUCAGGAUGACUGGAGUUGGCAUCGAAAUCCAGCAGCGGCCAUACGGUCUGGUGGCACCAAUAAGCAAACACCUGUCUGGAAAUAUUUUGUCUACAAUAAAGCUGAGAACUUGAGCAGUCAACAUGGAAACAUCCGUAUGAAAUCCACAGAACUCAAUAUCUCAAAAACUUAUCAGUCUGUUUCUUGGCUCCCAAACGGAACAAACAAUGUUAUUAACGGCCUUUCCGGGUUAGUGGAUUACACUCGAGAGCGUUAUGGAGGGCAGCUACCUUCUUCGCCUUCGUCUUCCGCAUCCGGAUCCAACUCUUCCUCAACCAGUAACAAUACCCCCGCUCCUAAACCAGCUAAACCAAAGAAGGAAGCAAAAGCUGAAGUCAGUAACUUCAUGGCUGCCUUACGGGCAGGCACUCCAGCUAUUCCUGGACUGCUUCAAAAUUUGAUGCAAAGUGUUAAUCCUUUACAA